CGCCGAGGCUCUCGCCCUUGCUUCGUAUAGUUCGCGGCCAGACCCGCUGGCGCCAGUCGUGACUUCGGCCGUGCUGUUUGUCACAUUAUCCACUCGCAACUGACGUGACUCAAUAACAACGACUGUACAUUGAUGUGACAUUCGCGUGUUGUACUCUCACAUGUUUCUUCUUACAUUAAAUUUACAUAAUACUUAAGUGUUCUGUUUAGGUAAAUAGUGACAGUUGAGCCAGAAUUGAACAUGAGUGACAGUAGAGCCGCUAUAACCGCGGCAACUUGAGUGCUUGUGCUGGUGUAAACUUACAAGUAUGUUUCGUGAAAUUCAAGACUUUAGUGCUGAUGUGAAAGGUGUUAAUAUGUUUCAAUCCAGUCAACUGCAGUACCACUUGGUACUAAAUCCAGCUUAAAGUUUUAAAAGACCACAAAAUUGUGUCAGCGAUGGCUCUAUCAUUAAAACAGUGCUUACUUUUAGUAAUUAUAUCGUCGUGGCAAGUCACCAAUUUAGCUUCUAUUUGCCUAAAAACAUGCAUGUGUAACAAUAACAUAACUUUAUGCCAAAAAUGUUCCUACAAUGUUACUGUCAAAGAAAAUUUUAAUGUAUAUCACACUUCUGUAUGCUGUAAUGAAGACACACAGAUGUCAUCAUGGUCGCAAAAAUACAUAAAUAAAACUCUUUCAGAAGUUGCUAUUACCUAUGGAAAGACAUGUAAUGAAAGCACUGUUCAUAUUGAAUUACCGUUAUUGAAUACUUAUUCGUUGUCUAUUAGAAAUAAUAACAUCGUCAAAUUAAGAUUCAACAUUAAACCACAAAACUUAAGAGAAAUUGACCUAUCCUCGAAUAAAUUGCAAUAUAUAACCACAGGCCUCUUUAAUAACUUUUCAAACUUACGAAAACUAAUUUUGAGUAGAAAUGAAAUCAUCAACAUAUUCGAAGAAAGUUUUAAUGGGUUAUCAAAAUUGGAAUCGUUGGAUUUGUCGGAGAAUAAUUUAACAAUUUUAGCAAAUGUUUUUACGCCACUUAAAAAUCUUCAGCAUCUUAAUUUAAGUCGAAAUAACAUUCAGUUUAUUCAUGAGAAUUAUUUUAAUAACUGGUUGUUACAACAUUUAGAUGUAUCCCAUAAUAACUUAAAAAAAUUAGCGCCUGGAGCUCUCCAAUUACUACCAAAUUUAGCACGAUUAUUAUUAACAGAUAAUCCCCAUUUGGGAAUUACACAGCUAGACACUCAGUUAUUGGUGGGCACGGGACGCAGACUGCAGCAAAUAGAUGCAUCUAGAACUGGUUUAUAUCAAGUGCCGGAGGCAUUCACACAUUCAGUUCGAUUUUUAUCAUUAGUUGGAAACAGAAUAUCAGCUGUUAGAUGUGGAGAUUUAGACAGUUAUCCAUUGUUGCAAUCCCUGGAUUUUUCUGACAACAAAAUUGUUUUAGUUGAAGACGAUUCUUUAGGAAGACUAGAAAUGUUAUUAUUUUUGAAUUUGAACAAAAACCUACUAACAAGUGUUCCUAAAUCUUUACCAGAUGAAUUAAAAUAUUUAUCUAUCAAUAACAAUUUAAUAAAAAAUUUGUCUAUACCGGAUCUUAAAAAUUUACCAAAUUUGAGGAUUUUACUAUUACAGUAUAAUAAUAUAAACUACAUUGAAGAACAUGUAUUUGAUGAUCUAUUAUCCUUAGAGAUGUUAGAUUUGUCAAAUAACCCUAUAAGAAUGUUAUCAUCCAAUACUUUCGACGGACCUCUUUCUCUUCGGGACUUAAGACUAUGUUAUUUAAAUUUUACUACGCUACAACAAGAUGGGUCAUUUCCUAUGUCAUCACCGGAAAGUGUCCAGAUGCUACAUCUUCAAUCUAGUCCAGGAUUGGCGAGGCAAUUGCUUGCAGAUUCAGCAGCUUUAGCUGCUUUCUCACAUUUACAAUAUUUAGACCUAAGAAUGAAUAACUUGUCUGAAAUUAGAAAUGAUUUACUUUUUUAUUUAGUACAAUUGAAGACUUUAAGAUUGCAUGGUAAUAGCAUUAAUUGUAGUGCUGAAUCGUGGUUAAAAGAUUGGAUGAACUGGAAUAAAACUUUAUCUAAUGGAGAAACUUGCUAUUACUCAACAUCAGUUGCUAAAUCAGAAAUAAAUAAGUACAAUUGUACAUUUCCUGAGACAUUUACAAUAAGCGAAAGUUUGCCGCCAGUAAAUCUCUACAGUACUGAAAUGAUUAAUAAGUUAUUGAGGUAUUAUGGCUACCUUAAUAAUAAAACAGAGAGAGUAUCUAAACAUGAAAACAACAGUUAUUAUGUGAAAAAUACCGAAAAGAACAAAAAUAAACCAGAGGUAAAGGCAAAUAAUAAUAUGACAAUACUUACAGUUAAAUAUGUACCACUACCUUCGAAAAACGAAAAUAAAAUUUACAUAAAUGAUUAUUUAAAUGAAAGUAAUGUGUUUAAAGCCAGAGAAUCUAGUAAAGUGCUGGAUCAAAAUAAACUUCAAAACGAUCGGUUUAGUAUUGAUCACAAAUUUUUAGAUAUCGAACCGUAUUCAUUGCCUACGCAAAACUACAAGAAAAUAUCUGUUUAUGAAGAUGUCGUUGAAAUUCGAAGAAAAAAUCGAUCUGGAAAACGUUUGAAUACACCAAAUAAUGUAACUAGUAAGAUAGAUACAAUUAUAAAACCGACGAAUAAUUCUGGAUCCAAACCUAUACCUAUAUUAAUAGACGAAGCAGAAAGUGUUACCGUUGGUGAAUUAUACGCUACUAGUUCAAAUGAAAAAUCUGAGUAUUCUCCUUACCAAUCGGCUCGUACAAAUUAUGCACAAUAUAUAGGAACUGCAGCAGUAUCAAGUUUAAUAGUAAUGUCAUUGAUCCUAUGGGCAAGUUUCCGAUUACGAUAUAGGAGAAGACGUGUGCCGGUUAUCGACACAGAGGCGGAGGACCAAAUAGAGGUGUCGAAUAUAUCCGGCGGCGUACUGUGGUGACACCUGCGAGCAGCCGACCCCACUCCCUUCGAAUAUGACUCUCUUCUAACGUAGCACUAAUUUCGGAGCGGUUGGCUGCUUUUGCAGGUGUUUUGUGAUACAGUUGGACGUGCAUAUUUUUUUAUUGAAAUAAGUACAAAUAGAGUGAUUAGCUGAGCAGCUAUAAAUAUUGUUCGUGUCCAAAGUGUAAAUAAUUGUUCUGUUAAAUUAUAUCAAAGACCAUAGACGAUAGACAUAUUUUUGUCAUAAGUCGUAGUAGCAUUGUGAUUCUUAAACUAAGUUUGUAUUUUGUUUUGUAUCCACUACACCAUUGCUGUUGGUAUUGUUUCCGGAUUUUUUCCUUUUUUUUUUUUACAACAAAUACGACUUUGUUGACAAUUUUUUUCCACAAUUAUUCUUUACAACCUAUACAAACCCUUUUAUUUAUUAUUAGAGCAAUUGGUAAAGUUAUCAAAAUCUGAAGACAUCAGUCUUAGUAAUACAAUAAUGUCUAAUACGCAAUAAACUGUAACAUGCAAUCACCGACAUGAAUGAUGUAGUUGGAGUCGAAAAAUUGGGAUAUAUUCUAAUAUUAUUAUUAUACGUACCUAUGAACUAUGAAUGCCAAAAUGCAAAAUGUAGCUGAAGUACUCCCAAAAUAAACGAGAUUUAUAGGUUCUUAUAAAUAUAACCUCAACAUAAUAUGUAUAUUUACAUCUAUGGUUGAUAUUUAAUUCGCUAUGGGUAGUGUUUAUUAUCAGUUGGGUUGUAAGCUUCAUUGCCAUUGUUGUCGCAUAAAACAACCGUAAUAUUAAUAUUGAUGGUAUUUAAUUGUAAAAUUAUAUAUUUCUUUUUUAAUCUUUUUAUUGAGACGGUGUUUUGGGAGUAACUCCACAGAUCAAGUCUUCCCUGUUAAUCCUUUAUACCAUUGGCGUAUGACUAUGCUAAUAAUCAUGUAGCACAUUUGACUGUUUAGUGCCAAAUUUUAUUUUUUGCACAAAAUAUUCACUAUACAUUUUCAUAAUUUUAACGUAUGUGCUUUUUAAGACUGUUACUGGACGGUAAAUAUAUGUUGGCAUAUUUUAAACGAGUAUAACAUGCUUAUUUAAGUGUAGAGCUAAUAAAAAAAAAUGUAAUAAUGAUUUGUAUUUCAAGAAAAUUGUUUUAAUUUCCACUUAUGAAGGCAGAAUAUUUGUCAUUUGCUAGCAAUUAGUAAUAUUGCUAUUUUUAUAUAUACAAUAGUUACAACAGUUUUAAUGAUUAUACACAAUUUUUCUGUUAGAUACAGAAUAUAAUGAGUAUCUACAUCAAUGACACAUUUAACUAAUUUACUUAAUAUUCAAUAGUUUGUAUUCAAUGUUUCAUAUAACUGCGUACAUUUGGAUAUCGAUACAUUUCAUUCAUCAUUCUGAAACUAAGGUUGUAACUUGAUAUAUAACAUUUUGAUGACAAUGAUGUGUAGAUAUAUGUUUUUACGUGAAUAGUAGUUUAUUAUGUACAAACAGAUAGCCAAGAUUUAAUAAAUAAAUAGAAAUGCAUUU
Molecule: messenger RNA, 4468 nt
Organism: Galleria mellonella (greater wax moth)
Lineage: Eukaryota; Metazoa; Arthropoda; Insecta; Lepidoptera; Pyralidae
Gene: 2mit
Product: protein artichoke-like
Exons: 2
Coding region: 438-2948 (836 amino acids)
Molecular function (GO): protein binding
Source: RefSeq, a predicted model, not a curated record